AGGCAGCCCCAAAUGCAUUGUUGGAUAUCCUGACACCUGUCCAGCAGCCUCUCUUCUCUCAGAGCCAGCGUUAGACUGGAGAGGGCUUCCAGACAGAUCCUGAAAGAUGUUGCAGUUGUGGAUAUGAGUGAUAUUUCCAAGCAACCAUCACUGUUCUACCACCUUGGUGUGCGUGAAAGCUUUGACAUGGCAAAUAAUGUUAUACUCUACCAUGGCACUGAUGAUGACACUGCUCAGUCUCUCAAAGAUAUGGUAUCUCAGAAAAAUACAGUUGCCAACCACAAAGCUUUUCUUCGGGUUGAAGUACCUCCUGAGUACCACAGUGGUAGCCUGAUAGGCAAAGCUUCCAGUGGAAAUUAUUACUUCAUUCCAUACAUUGUUACCCCUUGUGCAGACUACUUCUGCUGCGAAAGCGAUGCCCAGAGAAGAGCUUCUGAGUAUAUGCAGCCCAGCUGGGACAAUAUCCUGGGGCCACUCUGCGUGCCUCUGGUGGACAGGUUUAUCAGCCUUCUCAAGGAUGUUCAUGUUACAUCGUGUGCCUAUUAUAAAGAAACGCUGCUAAAUGAUAUUAGGAAGGCUAGAGAGAAGUACCAAGGAGAUGAACUGGCUAAGGAGCUGGCUAGAAUUAAGCUUCGUAUAGAUAAUACUGAAGUGCUGACUUCUGACAUUGUCAUAAACCUGCUUCUUUCUUACCGAGAUAUACAGGACUAUGAUGCUAUGGUGAAGCUGGUAGAAACACUAGAAAUGCUUCCUACAUGUGACUUGGCUGAUCAACACAACAUUAAGUUUCAUUAUGCUUUUGCUUUGAACAGAAGAAAUAAUGCAGGUGACAGGGAGAAGGCACUGCAAGUCAUGCUUCAGGUCCUGCAGACGUGUGAUCACCCUGCUCCAGAUAUGUUUUGCUUGUGUGGAAGAAUAUACAAGGAUAUGUUUCUUGACUCUGACUGUAAAGAUGUCAACAGUCGAGAUCAUGCCAUUGAAUGGUACCGCAAAGGAUUUGAACUCCAGUCAACACUGUAUUCAGGAAUUAACCUUGCGGUUUUACUACUUGUUGAAGGACAGCAGUUUGCAAGCUCAAUGGAACUGAGAAAGAUAGGUGUACGGUUAAACAGUUUAUUGGGAAGAAAGGGGAGCCUAGAAAAAAUGAACAAUUACUGGGACGUGGGACAGUUCUUCAGUGUGAGCAUGUUGGCUAAUGAUGUUAGUAAAGCAGUUCAAGCAGCAGAGAAGCUAUUUAAGCUGAAACCUCCAGUAUGGUACUUGAAAUCAUUAGUUCAGAAUCUGAUGUUAAUUCAGCGUUUCAAGAAAUUCACCAUAGAACAUUCUCCUAAACAAGAAAGAUUGACUUUCUGGCUAGAUAUAAUUUUUGAGGCAACGAAAGAAACAACUAAUGGACUGAGAUUUCCAGUUUUGGUGAUAGAACCAACUAAAGUCUACCAGCCUGCAUAUGUUUCAAUCAACAGUGAAGAAGAUGAGAGAUCUCUUUCUUUGUGGCAUGUCUCUCCUACUGAAAUGGUAAAACUGUCAGCAGAUGCAUCUCAUGUAUUCUGAUUCACUUAAACUCAC
Messenger RNA from Meleagris gallopavo (turkey), 1566 nucleotides. The record is from RefSeq and is a predicted model, not a curated record. Lineage: Eukaryota; Metazoa; Chordata; Aves; Galliformes; Phasianidae.